CAGUGGCGUCCGCAUCUGGACUCCUAGCUCUGCAGUAGCCAGCCGUUCUCCGCUCGUUACACGGCUGUCUGUGCUAUUUAUCCAGGUUCGCCCGCCAUUCGCAUGGUCGACAGGAUUGAACUGCGAUAACAUCGUCUAAUUGCUGGUGAUACAACUUAGCAAAAUGGCGCUGUUCAACAUCCUCGACCAAUUCGUGGACACCAAAACGAUCCUUCUUUGCUUGGUAGUCGUACUGGUCCUCACUACCACUAUCUUGCUGCCCUACUCGCAUCGUAUACCUGCAGACGCGCCGCCUCAAGUCAGCGACGAUCUCCCCGUUGUCGGAGCCCUUGGCUUCUGGACCCAACGGUGGAACUGGUGGAGCGAGCGACGCGACCAGUCCAAAACUGGUACUUUCUCCUUCCAUGUGGGGCCGAACAUGGUCGUUGCGCUCUCUGGAGACAAGGGACGUCAGGUGUUUUUUGAGUCGAAAGAUUUGGGCUUUGGUGAGGGCUAUUCUGUCCUAUUCGGCCAAACGCCCAAAUCAACCAAAGAAAUCACCGACGAAGACAAGAACCUUGGUUUCGAUGCCUGGUUCCAUCGCCGCCUCACCUCCCUCUUGAAGCAAGAGCAUUUCCGCCGCAAUCUGCCUGUUCUCAUAUCUGACACAAAGGAAGCUCUAGAAGCCAUCAAGAAUGAUGCCAGCGGCCGUACAAAUCCCUUUGAGAGCCUUUAUCGCAUCGUAUUCCGCCUUACUAUUCGCAUGGUAGGCCCUACUGAGAUCGCCGAGGAUCCGGACAAGCUGGAAGCCGCCUUGAAGAUGUUCGAGAUGAUCGAUAAGAGCGCGACCGCUACGUCAGUUAUCUUUCCAAAACUACCUUCGCCGGCUAUCAUACAACGGACAUAUGCGGGCACGCGACUUUAUAUGAUGAUCGACAGUAUAAUUAAGAAGCGCGCGGCGAGUGACGAGAAAAACGAGGAUGCUCUACAACAGAUGCUAGAUCAAGGCGAUCGCGCUGUGAGGAUCGUCGAGUUCAUCGUUGGAGCGCUGUUCGCUGGAUUGAUCAAUAGCGGUAUCAAUGCAGGCUGGGUAAUCUGCUAUCUUGCAACCUCACCCGAGUGGCUCGCCAAAGCGAAGGACGAGAUCUGUAGUACUGCAGCGAAGUACGCUAAGGAUCCCAAAGCACCCUUGCGCGAUCAGCUUGACGACGUACCCAUAGAAGCGUGGGAGGCAGAGUUUCCGAUCAUAGACAUGUGUCUCCGCGAUUCUUUACGACUGAACCUUCUCGGUACAGCCUUCAGGCGGAACAUCAGUAGUAAAGGCAUACCCACAGGCAACGGCAACGAAGUCAUCCCCCCCGGCGCUUUCGUCACGUAUGCCACUGGCGACAUCCAUCUCGACCCGGAAGUGUAUACUGAUCCUCACAAAUGGGAUCCAGCUCGAUACUCGCCAGAGCGCGCCGAGGACAAGAAGAAGGCGGCGCAUGGCUUUGUCGGUUGGGGAUCAGGACGACAUCCCUGCCUGGGUAUGCGCUUCGCUAAACUGGAGCAGAAUAUCAUCACCGCAUACUUCAUCGCGACGUUCGACUUCACACUUGAAGAUGAGAGUGGCAAAACACUCAGUGUCGCCCCUUUGGUUGACCACAAUCGACACUCGGCCCACAAACCAGCCAAAUUGCAGUUCCUCAGGGUUAAAACGAGAGAAGAGUAGAUGGUAUGUUCCCAGACGUCCGCAUGAAUACGAACCUAGCAACAGUGAUGCAACCUGUUGCCGUAGCUCGCAGUGAAGGAGGUCGCUUCUCACAUUUGAGAUGAACUUGUUGGCAAAUUGCAGAAUAUUGAAAGCAUCAAGUGAAUACCAAAUUUGACACUCGAGAACGCGCAUGUAGCCAUAACCUCUCGUCUCAUCAGCGUGCGUAUCAAAGGCAAUAGCUUUGGAACGAGUCACCUGCUUCAAGAAUAGCGUCUUGGCGCGACGUG
Alternaria alternata is the source of this 1959-nucleotide messenger RNA. RefSeq names its product cytochrome P450. Bases 164 to 1690 code for a protein of 508 amino acids. Gene Ontology annotation, molecular function: heme binding; oxidoreductase activity, acting on paired donors, with incorporation or reduction of molecular oxygen; iron ion binding. Gene Ontology annotation, biological process: sterol metabolic process. The transcript is spliced from 3 exons. NCBI's taxonomy places the organism in Eukaryota, Fungi, Ascomycota, Dothideomycetes, Pleosporales, Pleosporaceae. The record is from RefSeq and is a predicted model, not a curated record.